This is a messenger RNA of Colletotrichum higginsianum IMI 349063, 1368 nucleotides long. RefSeq names its product Phosphatidylserine decarboxylase. Gene Ontology annotation, molecular function: phosphatidylserine decarboxylase activity. NCBI's taxonomy places the organism in Eukaryota, Fungi, Ascomycota, Sordariomycetes, Glomerellales, Glomerellaceae. Gene Ontology annotation, biological process: phospholipid biosynthetic process. The record is from RefSeq and is a predicted model, not a curated record. The transcript has a single exon. The coding region runs from base 1 to 1368 and encodes 455 amino acids.
AUGCCCGGCCUUCCCACUGCCACCGACGAGGAGAUCGGCUUCCAACCGCCUCCAUCUAACCCUCUCGUCGCCCUGCCGGGCUCUGUCCCGGGCUGGGCAACGAGGGGGAAAUCGUGGAAGGCCUUGCCGCCGAUGACCAACGAGCCCGUCGGCAGCCAGGACAUUAUGCACUUCAACCCGGUAAUCAUUCUCUUCAUGUCCCUCGUCAAGUCCGAAGACCUCACCAGGGCCGUUCGGUCGGCCAAGCAGAAGGUCCCAGAGUUCAUGGAGAGCAUGGAGAUAUCGGACGCCCAGAGCUUCUUCGUCUUCGCCAACAAGAUGCUCAAGUGGACACCGACCGAGAACGUCGAGGCCAAGGACAUUUACGAUAUUCUCUGUCUGUUCUACUUUAUCCUUGACCAGCAGCCGCUGCUGGGAUUGCAGACGCCCAUCCAUCCAAGCUCGGUGGGCAAGCCCCUGAGCCCGCUGUCGAGCUGGAUCGUGGUGUUUGCGCAGCUCAUCGGGUUGUUCAUGGACACGCCGGCGUCUAUCAACGAGAAGACGUUCCAAACUUUUGUGGACUCGCCAAAGUAUGCGCUCCACGAGGCGGUAAUCCCCCCGGGCGGGUACCACACCUUUAACGACUUCUUCUCUCGACACCUCAAAGAGGGCAUGCGGCCCAUCGCCGACAAGGACGACGACAGAGUCAUCACCUACCCUGCGGACUGCACCUACGACAACUCCCUCCCCAACCAGAGCAUCGUCAACAUCAAGGACACGGGCGUCAUCGAGAUCAAGGGGCUUCCGUGGACCAUUGGCACGUUGCUGCAGGGCAGCAAGUUCGCAGACGAAUUCAAGGGGGGCGUGUGGAUGCAUGCGUUUCUCAACACGUUCAACUAUCACCGCCAGCACGCGCCCGUCUCUGGCAAGGUCAUCGAGGCCAAGAACAUCCAGGGCGCGGCCUACCUCGAGGUGGACCAACAGUGCCGACCCAUUCGCAAGCUCUUCCUGACGGCCAAGGACAUCGAGAAGGACCCCAAGUGCAGGCCAGAGGCGCCCGACUCGCCGGGGUACCAAUUCCUGCAGACGAGGGGUCUGGUAGUCAUCGAGAACCCGGUGCUCGGCAAGGUGGCCGUGCUGCCGAUCGGCAUGGCCAUGGUCUCGUCGGUCAAGUUGUCGGUGCACGUGGGACAAGAGCUGAAGAAAGGCGACGAGAUCUCGACCUUUUUGUUCGGAGGGUCGGACAUCAUCUGUGUGUUUGAGUCGAGUGCCGGGCUAAAGCCCGAGAACUUUGUCCCUUCGCCCAAGGACGACUACUCAAGGUACGGAAGCGUGCUGGCAAGGGCUCCCGGGCAUGGUUCGAACGGGAGCUCCAACGGGCACCACUGA